UUUGUAAGUCGCAGGCUGUUUCGUGUUUUUUUCGUUCCAUUUGAAACGUUUUAUCGUCAAAAUCACAAAAUGCCGAGAAGAAGUGGCGGUGGACCUGCUAGACGUUCAUCCCCAUCCAGAGGCUUGAGUAGCAGAUCGAACCUUCCUGCCAGGACAGCCCCACCUCCUCCUCCAGCUCCUGUUCAGGCUCCUCCGUCGGCAGUUGGACAGCCCAGGCAGCCAGGAAUGUUUGCUCAGAUGGCUACGACAGCUGCUGGUGUUGCUGUUGGUUCUGCAGUGGGCCAUACUCUGGGAGCAGCAAUGACGGGAGGUCUUGGAGGAUCGAGAGCUCCUGCUGAGCAACCAGUCGAGCAGCAACAGCAACCUGCCUACAAUCAACAGCAAACAUCCGGCGGUGAUAAUCCUUGUGCUUACCAGCUGAGACAAUUUAUUGAAUGUGCUCAGUCGCAGCAUGACAUCACACUUUGCCAAGGUUUCAAUGAGGCACUUCGAGAAUGCAGAGUCUCCUAUGGUCUUCCGCUCCAGUAACGAUUCAUAUUGAUAAAGACGAUUGGAUCAGUAAUUUAUUUCUCCAACUUUUUGAUUGGAACUAUGUUUUGAUAUAAAGACUUUUGACGAUUGAGUACAACAAGUUUACAAAUACAGCACUUUCCAACGUUUUUAUUAGUUCACAUUUAUUGACAUCAAAUGAUUUAAUAAAGUUUUUCUCUAGGAAAAUAUUUUUGCAAUGCCUGUUACUCAUUUACAGACGAAUAGUGCUAAUUAUUCUGUUAUUUGUGUUUGCUGAGAUAUUGUCAAUCAAUCUGAAGUACCAACCAAAUCGCCAAGGUGUGCCAAAAUUGUUUGAGGUUGAAUUUUCAAAUUGAGUGGUCUUUAUACAAAAUAGAUGAAUUACUUUUUCUUACAUUUCUGGAAACCGGAGAGUUUCAAUUUUUAUUUGAGGUCCUUAAUUUAGAAUCUGGCAUUUUAAGCCGUUUUAAGCAAGAAAGGUUUGACACUCCCGUUGAUAUCUCUAUUUUAUUUAUAUCUUCCAAACAGAGAGGGUUAUUUAAGGAUACCCAUAGGAUUGGUAAAAACAUCUUUUUGUAAACUUUAUGGGAUAGAGAGUCGUAGAGAGAGAAUUUGGCGGGAAUAGGGAAUAAUUGACGGGGAUGGGAAAAGCGAUAUAAGCUGAAUUUCGGUAAAACAAAUUUUAAAAACUGACUUGGUAAUAAUUUAUGCAAUGUACAAAUGCUAAAAAAUAUUAACAUGGGCACAUUUAUAAUUUAACAUCUCGCCGCAGCCACAAAUACCGAAAACAAUUCAAACCUACAGUCGAGUUGAAUCAUUUUUUCAUUUAAAACGAAUUUGUCUCAAGAAAAUGUAAAACUUUAUUUUGUACGAUAUAGAUAAUAUCAAAUUUGAUAGUGGUUAAAAAAGUUUUAUUUC
This is a messenger RNA of Helobdella robusta, 1428 nucleotides long. RefSeq lists its product as hypothetical. Bases 70 to 528 code for a protein of 152 amino acids. Gene Ontology annotation, biological process: mitochondrion organization. The transcript has 4 exons. The record is from RefSeq and is a predicted model, not a curated record. Gene Ontology annotation, cellular component: mitochondrion; nucleus. NCBI's taxonomy places the organism in Eukaryota, Metazoa, Annelida, Clitellata, Rhynchobdellida, Glossiphoniidae.